UUAAACGUACUAAAAAAUUUGAUGAAAAAAUUUCUAAUAAAAAAACAAAAACUGAUAAUAAAACUACCCUACAACAGAGUAGCACACUUGAAAGAUUUUUUACCAUUAGUAAAGUUUCUAAUAAAGAAAAAGUAAAAAGUAUAUGGGAUAAUCUAAACGAUGAGAAAAAGUUUCUCCUCAAAGAUGAAUAUAUACAGAUGCAUAAAGAUUGGUUAUAUCUAUUAAAAGAUGAAUUGGUUAGUGAAUAUUAUCUAAAUAUCAAAAGACAAAUCGGCUUUAUCGAAGAUAGAGGUAUUGAUGUACUUCCACAAAGAAAUCUCAGAUUCCAGUGUUUUAAAAUAUCUCCGUUCGAUAUCUCCGUAGUAAUUGUUGGUCAGGAUCCAUACCCAAAUGAUGCAGAUGGUUUGGCAUUCA
This is a messenger RNA of Racocetra persica, 414 nucleotides long. The record is from the annotation of a GenBank genome assembly. NCBI's taxonomy places the organism in Eukaryota, Fungi, Glomeromycota, Glomeromycetes, Diversisporales, Gigasporaceae.